UGCCUGCAACUUCUCGUCGACGCACCACUUGAGAGAGUAUUUCGGACUGGAUACGGAAAGCAGCAGAACAUGGCUCUCCUGCAAACAACGUUUCUCCCGCUGUUCCUCCACAUGUGCCUCCUCAGCUGGAGCGCGUGGGCCAAGGUGGAGCUGACUAUGCAUGAGAGUGUUGAGGUGUACCUGGGUGACUCGGCUCAGAUCCCCUGCCAGUACAGCUUCACUGACGCCAACAACGAGCCCAGCUUUGUCAUGAUCCAGUGGUUUGUGAAAUCUGUGGGCAACAGCUCCCGGAUGCGGAUCUUCUAUGGUGAUGGCAGUCAGCAGAUGGUGGACAACAACACGGACUACACCGGACGCAUCGAGGUGGCUUCAGACCAGCAGGGAACUCAACUCAUCAUCCAAGAUGUCCAGCUGUAUGACGAGAGGGAAUUCUUCUGCCAGGUUAAUGGGCUGGCCGCCGGGAACGCUGAAGGCAAGACCCACCUCAGGGUGUUUGCUCCUCCAGAGGCUCCAGUGAUAGAGGGUGUCCUUACUGGGAUAUCUGUGACCAAUGAGGUGCCGUCUAAGGUCGCAUCAUGUGAAGCUCGGAACGGCUUUCCUAAACCCAACAUCACCUGGUACAGGAACAGCAUGCCGCUGAUGUCGGCACCUGGACAUGUGAACGUGUUGAUCCUGGUGACCCGGGAGUCCAGCGGCUUCUACUCUGUCCAGAGUACGCUGGAGUACAAAGUGGCUAAGGAGGACAAGGAUGCCCAUUUCUCCUGUGAGGUCAGCUUCUUCGUCCCCGGAGCCAUCAGGACAGUGGAGUCCAACAGCAUCAACGUCACUAUUCACUACCCCACCACCAUGGUGGAGCUGUGGAAGGAGUCGCCCCAGGGCUUGGUCAAAGAGGGGGAUACUGUGGAGCUGCGUUGCCAGGGUGAUGGCAACCCCCCGCCGCCCUUCAUUUUCAACAGAGAACAAGAACCAGAUGUGGACUUGGAGAGCAGCGGCGAUGUAUUGAUGCUGUCACCAGUGUCACGGAAAGACAGCGGCAUCUAUCAGUGUCGCCCCCUGGACUCUGACGGCUACACCGACGUCAAAGGGGAAAUGCAACUCACCGUGCACUACUUGGACCCGGCUGUAGUUGUACCUAAAGACUCAGAGGUUAUGCUCAAAGGAGAAGAUCUGACUGCAACCUGCAACGCUCUGUCCUCCCUGAAAACAUCCACUGUUUGGUACAAGGAUGGAAAGCAGGUGGGCUCGGGGAACACACUGCACCUGAAGGACGCCUCCUAUGAAACAACAGGAGAGUACAUAUGUGAGGUGACCGUUCCCUCCCUGCCUGCCCUGCACACCAGUGGCUCUGUGCACAUCAUCGUCCAAGGUGGUCCUCAGCUGGUGGGAGCGGAGCAGGAGGUGCAGCUGGAGGAGGCGACAGGCAGAAUGGUGAACCUGAGCUGUGAGGUUCAGGGUCAUCCACUGCCCAGCAUCUCCUGGAGCAUCAUCGGCAGCCAGAUCUGGCACGAGGUGGUGAACAAGGCGACCGAGCACGUGACCCACAGCGUGGUGUCGGUCAAAGUCACCUCAGACAUCAGCGCUCUGUGCAACGCUUCCAACGACAUGGGCACUGAAGUCAAAGCUUUCAGCGUCAAAGCCAUUCCCAGAGUCACCUCAGCUGCUCCCUUCUCUCCCGCUGAGGGCAGUGGGGUGAUCAUAGUGGUGAUCAUACUGUGUCUGCUGCUGCUGGCCAUCCUCGGCAGCGUGCUCUACUUCCUGCAUAAGAAGGGGAAGAUCCCGUGUGGACGCUCAGGGAAACAGGAGAUCAGCACCAAAGAGAAGACCACCAAAGAUGACAUUGUCGUGGAGAUGAAGACCAACACAAAGAAUGAGGAAGCUGUCCUCCUAAAGGCCAUCAACGGAGACAAAAAGGGCCCCAAUGACCAGUAAAGCCCCUGAUGGCUCAGCAGUGAUGUUGUGCAGCAGGAGGCAGGACACAUGAAGCCAGCAGUCAGUCAGUCAGUGUGUGUGAGACGCUCCCACUGAUCUGAGACCUGCAGGGUAACACCACCAUCUCACAGUCCGGACAUUCCCCCCCAUCAUGCUUUGUUCUCAGCAGUAUUCAGUAGAUUUACACAACCACACACACACACACACACACACACACACAUUACACACACACACUCAAACACACAGGUAUGUAUGUACAGAUGUGUAUUUUCUUUCAAACGAACGUUCGCUUCCUCGACAUUCAGUUUGUUUUGUACUGUUUCCUCAAACAGCUCUUGGCUGGUGUUCAGUGUGUGUACGAUGGUGUCUCAUGAGCAUCAUCUUUUUUUUUCUCAAUGAAAGUGUAUAUAUUAUAUAUAUUUUGUUAUUUAAGAUAUUUUGGCACUCAGAUUUUCAUUUCAUGGUAGCGGCUGGGUCAUGUGCAUGUUGAUCCGUGUUCAUGGGUCCAGGUGUGUUUUGAGACGGGACAUGAUGUCAGAGACCAAACGCCAGCCGUUCCUCUGCGGCGGCUCCUUACUGUUGGUUCACAGUCGCACUGAGAGAAGGCAUGUCAGUGUGUUUGCUUCACUUUGAUUUUUGAUUGACACCAAUAUUUGUAGAAAUUGAUUUUAAGAUUUACCAAAUGCUGAGGCAUUUCCUCCAGAACUGAUGUCAUCGCAGGAAAAUCAUAAUGUUAUCUGUAAAAGCUGUCGGUCAGACACACUGGCAGCCACAGAUAUAGUAACAUAGAUGCCUCAUUGGCUGCUGGAUUGUACGUCAACGGUGAUGCCAUAUUGUAGAAGGCAAGACCAGCCUGUAAACAAAUGUCAGUAAACAGAAGAGGAUAAAAAGCUCUAUAACUUUAAUAUUUAUUAACCAAUUGCAAUGAGUUGUUUUUAUGUUUAUGGGUUUAUGACAGGGAUACUCAACUUGCUUUGCUUGAGGGCCACUUUUGAAAAAAUGACCUUAGGCCAGGGCCAGUCACAGCAGCCCUGCAUAGGUCAGGGGCAUUUCUAGGAUUUGAGGCCCAGGCCUCUGUCGGGGGUCCGGGGAAUCCUUCCUUGGCACUUUCUUUGAUAAACAAGCUCCGUUCUGAUGUUUAUUACACACAACUACAACAGAAUUAUUUUCAUUGUGAAUUAGAAAAUGGUUGGGGGGCCACCUGGCACCCUAUCUGGCCCACAGGCGUAAGUUGAGUAUCACUUGUUUGCAGUCAAUUUUAAUCUCAAUCUUUAGGCUGUAAUCACUGCUGGACGCUCAGUAAAAGAGUCUGUGUUAGGCUUACAUGAACUGAAUUACUGGUGAUAAAUAAAUAAUUGGAAAUUGGAAAUUUAAAAACUCAUUUGUCAGACAUGGAUUUGACUUAUUUUCCUUGGUUGAAUAAUUAUGGAGAGAUCCCUUUAUAAUAUAAUAUAUAUUAAUGUGGAAGUAGAUAGGGGUGAAAAUCACCAGAGGGCCCACGAUAUGAUAUUAUCACAAUACUUAUUAUUAUAAUUUUAAGUAUGUUGCGAAAGGUGAGUGUCGUGAUAAAAUAUGGCGCGAUUUAUUUCCUUUUUUGCUGUUUAACUGAUUACAAAAGUUUUUGCUGCAAAAUUUAUCUAUUGGACAAAUCAAGUUUUAUUUGUCAUAUUAUUAAUUUAUAUAAUAGAAAAUCAAUACUUGACACUAUGUGACAGUACGAUAUUGCCACACAAAAUAUCGCAGUACUUUGCUGUAUUGAUUUUCCCCCACCCCUAGAAGUAGACGACUUUUAACUUGCUAGCGCGCUACCUAACUAGUAAGCUACCACUGUCUGCUUAUCAACUGAUUGGUCAUAACAGAAUUAUAUUAACUUUCACCACAGCUUAUUUUAGAAAGGCCAUCACAAGAAAACUUAUUUUUUGUUCAUGUUAUAUAAUGUGCAAUUAGUUUGUUCCCAUCUACACCCAGGUACAAGAAAAUGAAAAGCUUGCCAACAUUAGCACGCUAGCUACGUUAGCAUGCUAGCUAUGUUAACUAUAGCUAAUUGCUGGCAGCCAGAAUCAUCAGAAACAUCUAUGAUCUGCUGUCUGUUUCAUAAACUAAACCAGUGAUUCUCAUUUUUUACACCAAGUAUAACCUCAUUAAAUAGAAUAAAAUAAAACAUCAAAUAAGUCUCUCUAAGUACCAUAACUACGCCCGAGAGUAAUACGCAGUAGCGCAGGCCCUCCCUAUUCAGCCAAGGACAGUUCACAUAGGAGGCGGGUUUAUUAUACAUUACAGGACAUAUAGGAUAAUAACUAUCACCUAAUCACAUUUAUUUUACCUCCACUUAACUAUCUUGCCAUCAAAGCUUAACUGGCAACUAAACACGGACGUAUGCGCGCGCUACAUUCAUGAACAUUACCAGUAUCAAUACCAAAAUAAUACAGGAAAGGCAAAUCUUAUUUUAAAUUACGUUUCAGUAUUUUCAUUUGAUAAAUUGAUUAUUUUUUGAAUGUAUAUAUAUUUUGGAGAUUUUUCUGGAAACUUGUGUACCACCAGGGCCACACACCGUAGUUUGGGAAGCAGUGAUCUCGAUAAACAACAUGUUUUCCUGCAGUGUCCUUUCUAAAAUGAGCUGUGGUGAAAGUUACUAUUUUCUGUGAUGAUAAAGAAGUUGAUAAGUGAACAGCGUUUGCUGGCUAGCUGAAAAGUUGUCUACUUCCAUUUUAAAUUAUUUUAUAUUAUUUUCCUUAUACAAAGGAAAAUAAGUCAAAUCCAUGCAGACAAAUGUGAAUUUUUAAAAUCACUCAUUACAGGUAAUUUAGUUCAUGUUAGCCAAACACACACGACUCUGCUGAGUGUCCAGCUGUGAUUAUAGCCUGAAUAUCGAGAUUAUAAUUAAAUGAAGACAAAUUUUUUUCCUCUACAGCACGUAGAUCAUAAACCCAUGAAUAUAGAAACAACUCAUCGCAAAUGGUUGAGAGAUAUAAACAUUAUAGAGCUUUUUAUCCAGCUCCUCUGUUUACUGUCAUUUGUUUACAGGCUGGUCUUGCGGUCUCCAAUAUGGCGGCGCUGCUGACACAUCACUGCAACAGGCUGACACAGUCAGUGCGGCGUCUAUGUCUAUAUGUCUAUGCUGACAACCUUCUUCUGCAAACUGCUGUCAAGCCCUCGUACUGUUUGUAAAUACAUGUAGUGUACAGACCUGCUAGUGGUGGCCUUGGACUGUAACUGAGGGUGAAAAGGUCAAAGGUUAGUGAUCUGCUGUGCCUGUUUUUGCAUCAUACACUGAAUUUGUUUUCUUCCUUUGGUUUGCUCUGUGUGUUUUCUUUGUGUUUCCACUGAGAGCUCGUCGGGACUGGAGAAGCACUCCAGUGUUUGUGUGUGUUCGGAUGUUUACUGCUCAUUAAACACACGCAGACCUGCUGACCGUUUGGUUUCUAGACUUUACAUUUCAGUUUGUUUCUGUGCAGUUUGAGAAGAAACUGGCAGACAGCUUCGCUCAGAUAAUCCAUCACUGGGAACAUUUAGUUUCCUGUUCAAAGUUAGAAUAUUAUUCCAUCCAUGGGGAUUUACUGCGGAUUGAUUUGAAAGGUCUGCUCUGCAUGAAACUGUCAUGAAUCUUUAACAACGACACAAGUAGAUGUGGACGUUCUUGUCUGUGAUGGAUUACUGAACUCUGAGCAUAAAGUACCAGCUGUGGAACAUAGAAAUACGACAUCUCUCCCCAGUUUGUCGUGUGUUAUCACUGCAUUCAAUUAUUGUAACAUUCAAAUCACAGAGCUGAACAUCUGGAGCUGCUUUUUGCAGAACGAUAAAUCUCCAAUGAUCUUUGAAAAACCUAGAAAGUUGGUAAAUACUCAGUUUUGAAGGUGUUUCCAGAAUCUUUAAAGACUCUUCCAGCCAGCUGUAUCAACAACAUAUUACAAUUCUUCACCCAUAAUCUAAGAUGCAUCUGUAUUUCCUGAAACUGCAGAUGAACAUCACCUCACUGUCUGUGCUGUGUAUGAAAAUAUUGAUUGAUCAAACACUGUGAUAUUCUGUAAUCCAAACAAAGCUGGCAGUGACACACUGCAGCUCCUCGCCUGAUCUGUAGGAUGUUACCGAAAAAACUAAAAUGUUAUGUUAAUUUAUCUUAUUUUUCUCUGUUAUUCUUAAUUAUUUUUCUCAAAGUGGGCGCUACUCAUGCUGGGGUCCACACAAAAACAACAAUCUAAAAACUGACAACAUUCAAAAAAUAAUUCAACACACACUAUAAAAUAAUAGACAAUAAAAACUUAGAGUUAAAAUAAGAAAAAGGAGUAAAAAGUUUUCAAAACAAAGUAAGAUUUACAUAAUUUUUCAUUAUUUUUUUUUCAUACACAAUAGGUUUAUAUUUUUUUCUUGCAUUGUACAAAACAGGCGAGGUGCUAUUUCAUUUCUGGACACUAUUUUAGGGGGAAAAAAGAUUUACAUUUGGGAAAAAUGUGUUUAAUUUAAAUUUAAUUUAAACAUUUAUACAUUAAGAAAAAUUUGUUUAAAAUAUUAACAAAAUAAAUGGAGUAAAAAUUAAAAUUUUCCAAAACAAAUUAAGAUUAAUUUUAUUUUCCAUUAUCGUAUAUUUUCAUACACAAUAGGUUUAUAUUUUUUCUUGUGUUGUACAAAACAAGCAAGAUGCUAUUCAAUUUGCAGACACUGUUUUAGGAAAAAAUCUGUUUAAAAUAUUAAAUAUUGUGCAAAGACAGUUUUUUAAUUCUUAAGGGGAGAAAAAAAAAAUACAUUUGGGAAAAAAAUGUUUAAAACAUUUAAAUAUAAAAGGAGUAAAAAAAAAAAAGUAUAAAAAAAGGAAAACAUAAAAUAGUUUCCGAAACAAAGUAAGAAAAAGGAAUUCUGCUUAAAAUUCCAAAUAUUGUGCACAUAUGGAUUUUUUAAAAAUCCUUGGGAAUCCUUGGGGGAGAAAAUGAAAAAUUACAUUUGGGAAAAAAUUGUUUAAAUAUUUAAACAUAAAAGGGAGUAAAAAAUAAAUCAAACCUUUUUAAGUUACAAUAUCCUAUAUUUUCAUAAACAACAGGUUUUAUAUUUUUUCUUGCAUAUUACAAAAUGGACAAGAAGCUGUUUAAUUUGUGGAUACUAUUAUAGAAAAAGAAAUUGCUGUUUCACAGACGUUUUUUUGUUGUUUUUUUUUUAAUCCUGGCGAGUAAAAGAGUCUUUGAAGAGUCCUAAAACACCUUCAGAUCAUCAGGAAGUGUUUUUUAAAUCUCAUCAGGGGUUUAUUUUUCUGCAAAAAGUAUAUUUGAAUGUCAUGAUAAUAGAAGAGAGUCACAAACAAACAAAGGUUAACUAGCUAACCUUCAGGAUGCUGACAAAUCCAGUCAGUACAUUUAAAGUAAACCAUCUGAAACACGCAUGGACCCUGGUGACGCUCCCUCAUAGGCCCGUGUUGUGAAUAUGAUGUUCUGAUUGCUCACCGUGUAGCUUAUUGUGAAGAGACAUUUCGUUGCUGAGAGCGCCACGUUUGCCCAGAUGACUUGCAACAUUAACAAAGUAGUGAUGUUUCCUGUUUUUUUUUUUUUUUUGUACCACUGAGUUGAAAUUGUAUAAAUAUCCAGGUACAGGACGUCCUCAGGCCAGACGUGUCCUCCUGUGCAGGGCCAUGCUGUCGUUAGGGUGUAGAGAUGCUGCACAAAGCCAUGACACCAACCGUCUGCAGGGUGCAGCCAAGCAUUUCUGAUUUGAUCCAUACAUCUGCACCUCCUCUGUUUAAUACGACUUCAAAUACAGUUUUUGUUUGGAUUUUUCACCAGUGGGAAAACAAGUUAACCGAACAUUAUGUUCUUUUUUUUCUUCAAAAUGUGUGUAAAUUAAGUCCUGUACAUGUGAUUCUUUGAUGCUUGCGUUUUUUUAUAUUUUUUGCAAGAAAAUAAUGCCAAAUAAAAACGUUUCAUUUAAA
Molecule: messenger RNA, 7840 nt
Organism: Epinephelus lanceolatus (giant grouper)
Lineage: Eukaryota; Metazoa; Chordata; Actinopteri; Perciformes; Serranidae
Gene: mcama
Product: melanoma cell adhesion molecule a
Cellular component (GO): plasma membrane
Molecular function (GO): laminin receptor activity
Source: RefSeq, a predicted model, not a curated record